Molecule: messenger RNA, 1952 nt
Organism: Abrus precatorius (Indian licorice)
Lineage: Eukaryota; Viridiplantae; Streptophyta; Magnoliopsida; Fabales; Fabaceae
Product: glycine-rich RNA-binding protein 3, mitochondrial-like
Exons: 5
Coding region: 99-1637 (512 amino acids)
Cellular component (GO): cytosol
Molecular function (GO): mRNA binding
Source: RefSeq, a predicted model, not a curated record
UUCUCUGUUUUCUGUUUGGCCAGUGCUUUACCUUUGUGUGUGAUCAAUCGAACUCCUUCUGAUGCCUGAAUUAAAACCAGAAGAAAAAUGUUGCAGGGAUGGCUUUACUUGGUAGAGUUGGGCAUAUACUGAGGCAAGCAACGAAUAAGAAGAUCAGUUCAGAGUUAUGUUUAUUUCCAUCUGUUUUCCAAACUAUACGGUGCAUGUCAAAUGCUCCAAGUUCAAGGCUGUAUAUAGGAGGUGUCUCAUAUUCUACUGAUGAGCAAAGUUUGAGGGAAGUUUUCUCAAAGUAUGGCCAAGUUGUUGAUGCGAGGAUAGUCAUGGAUCGUGAAACUGGUAGGUCCAGAGGAUUUGGCUUUAUUACUUAUGAUACAGUUGAGGAGGCUUCAAGUGCCCUUCAGGCCUUGGAUGGACAGGAUCUGCAUGGUCGCCAGGUUAGGGUAAACUUUGCUAAUGAAAGACCACGUGGAUUUGGUGGUGGUGGUGGUUUUGAUGGAUCGUAUGGCAGCGCUCCCUAUGGUGCUGGAGCUGGCACUGGAUAUCCAGCUAAUUAUGGUAACUCUCCAUAUGGUGCUGCUACUAGUGGUGGGUAUGGUAAUACUGGUGGUGGCAAUGCCACUGGAGGUUAUGGCAGUGGUGGAUAUGGCGAAGGUGGCUAUGGAUCAGGUGGGAAUUUAGGGGUCAGCAGCUCUGGCAGUAACUAUGGUGAUUCUGGUGCCUAUGGUGGCAAUGCUGCUGGGGGUUAUGGUAGCAGUGGAGGUGGCAAUGCCACUGGAGGUUAUGGCAGUGGUGGAUAUGGCUAUGGAUCAGCUGGGAAUUUAGGGGUCAGCAGCUCUGGCAGUAACUAUGGUGAUUCUGGUGCCUGUGGCGGCAAUGCUGCUGGGGGAUAUGGUAGCAGUGGAUAUGGUGGAGGUGACAUUGGUUCAGGUGGCAAUUUUGGCAGCAGCAGCAGCAGCAGCUCUGGCAAUAAAUAUAGUGAUGCCGGUGCCUAUGGUGGCAAUGUUACUGGAAGUUAUGGAGCCAGUGGAUAUGGUGGAGGGUCAGGUGGCAAUUUAGGGGGCAGCAGCUCUGGCAAUAACUAUGGUGAUGCCAGUGCCUACGGGGGCAAUGCUGCUGGAGGUUAUGGCAGCAGUGGAUAUGGUGGAGGGUCAGGUGGCAAUUUAGGGGGAAGCAGCUCUGUAAGUAAAUAUGGUGCUGGUGGUGGUUAUAGUGGAAGUGGAAUGAAUUGCUGGAAUGGUGGUAGCUUUUCAAGUGGAAACACUUGCAAGGAUGGAACAAUUGGAGAAAGUAGCACCGGUAACUAUGGUAGUGCUCCUGGUGGUGGUUAUGGUAGCUAUGGCACUGCUGCUGGAUUUGGUGGUAGCGGUAGUUAUGGAAGUGCUGGUAGUGGUGGCAGUAUUGCCAGUAGUCAAUACUCUGGAAGUGUCGUGGGGUAUGGCAGGGGUGGUUCUGGUACAGGCAGCAGCCUUGGCGGUGGACAUGAUGGAAGUGGAGUACUUGGAUAUGGCAGCAGUGGCCAAAUUGGGAGCAAUCAAAACAGCAAUGUGGGUGAACAUGGUAGAGAUUUUGGAGGUUCAUUUGAAGAAAAUUUCAGGAACGACUAUUGUGAAACUAAUGCCUUUGCUAAACGAGCUUGAUGGAAUCUCUAGAGUUAGGUUUUUUACUUCGUUGCCUAUCCCUCAUCAAACUUUUGCCUUAACGACCUUUCAAGCACGUAUCAAUCAGCAAAUACAAUACCGGGAAGAAAGAAACGUCAGUCCUCUUAUGCUUUGUUUAUUUCCUGUUAUGACAAAUCAGGUAUCUAAAUUUGGUUGCAAAUUGAGGUGAAUUUACGUUUGACCGAAUUGAGAUUAUUAUUCAGCACGUAUAUAAAUGAAUUGUUACCACAAUAUACUUAAAACUAGCCAGGGAUCUUUAAACUCUUUCACUAAGUAUUGAAUAAUUUUUAUUUA